GCCGGCCCAGGGGCGUCACUGCGUUGCGUCUGACGUCACGGCGGCGCGCGCCAGGGCCAAGAUCCGAUCCGCUGAAGUAGCGGGAGCUGGGAGCCGCAGCAGCUGGAGCCGGAGCUGGAUCCCAGAGUUGGAGCCGGAGCGGGAGCAGGGUUCAGGCCUUACGGCGCGAAUGGCGACAGUGGCGGCCAUGGUAGAGGGUGCGGCCUGCGGAGCCCCAGGAGCGGAGUUGUCAAUGGCCUGGAGUACCGUGAGCACCGGGCUGGUGCCGCCCGCCGCGCUGGGGCUGGCAGCUUCCAGGUCAAGUGGAGCAGUGAGUUUGAAAGAAGAAGAACUUCAGGCUGCUGUGGAGGUGCUGAAAUGCUAUGAGCUGCACUCAGUCCUGGAGGAAUGGUUCACAGAAGUGCUCCAGACUGACCUUCAGUCUAACAUAGCCCCUGAGUUUUGGAAUGCCAUUGCUCAGUAUGAGAACACUGCUGAAGAACCCCAGUGCAUCCUGCUCCUCCUAGAAGCUUUUGGCUUGCUCAAGUGUCGACUGGACCCCUACCUCAACAGCCUGGAUCUUCUGGAGAAGUGGACGCAAAUGGGCUUGUUGCUGGGGACUGGCUCCCAGGGUCUUAGGGAGAAAGUCUAUACCAUGUUUAGAGCCAUCUUGUUCUUCUCCACCACAAAGACCUUUCAGGAGAUGAUCCAACAAUUCUAUGGGCGUACCUUUAAAAUCUACAUGCACCAGCAGAAGAAGAAGAAAGGGGAUGAAGGGAUGAGUGAAAGUGGCAUGAGUGAGCCAGAGCUGGACCAAGGUGACCUGGAAGAGAAUGGGUCCCCAGAGGGCCCAGAGUGCCCAGGCUGCAACAGUGCUAAGGAACUGUGCUGGUGCUCAUUGGCUUUGGAACAAUUCCAACAGCUUAGUGAGAUACUGCACAGGCUAAACUUGCUGGAGAGAGUUAGUGCUGAUGCUGUUACAACCAUCCUCCACCGGAUGAUUGAGGAAAGAAUGGAACGUCGUUGUCGGGGAGAAUAUGAAAGGUCUUUCCUGAAUGAAUUUCAGGAGUGGAUAGAGAAGGUAAUUGGCUGGCUCAGCAAAGUCUUCCUACAGGAUAACCCUAUAGGGCCCACAGCCCCUGAAGCUAGCAGUACCCUGCGACGUUGGCGCUGCCAUGUUCAGAGGUUUUUUUACCGAAUCUAUGCCAGUAUGCGAAUUGAAGAACUCUUCAGCAUCAUCCGUGAUUUUCCAGAGUCCAAACCAGCAAUUGAAGAUUUGAAAUAUUGUCUGGAAAGGACCAACCAGAGACAGCAACUGCUCAGCUCCCUUAAAGCAGCUCUUGAAACUCGACUCCUUCACCCAGGGGUAAAUACAUCAGAUAUCAUCACCCUCUAUAUCUCAGCCAUCAAAGCCCUUCGGGAGCUGGACUCCUCCAUGGUCAUCCUAGAAGUUGCUUGUGAACCUAUACGACGCUAUCUAAGGACACGGGAAGACACUGUGAGGCAGAUUGUAGCUGGGCUGACUGGUGAUGCUGAGGGUUCUGGGGACUUGGCUCACGAGCUCUCCAAGGCUGACCCGGUGACGCUGGAAAAUGGCCAGGAGAGUGAUGAUGACAUCUGUGAGCCGGAGGACUGGGUGCCAGACCCAGUGGAUGCAGAUCCAGGGAAGUCAAGCUCGAAACGACGUUCCUCAGACAUCAUCAGCCUGCUGGUCAGUAUCUAUGGCAGCAAAGACCUCUUUAUCAAUGAGUACCGUACACUACUUGCUGACCGCCUUCUCCAUCAGUUCAAUUACAGCGCUGAGAGGGAAAUCCGUAAUGUGGAAUUGCUGAAGCUCCGUUUUGGUGAGGCCCAGAUGCACUACUGUGAGGUCAUGCUGAAGGACAUGGCAGACUCUCGGCGCAUCAAUGCCAACAUCCGUGAUGAGGAAGAGAGGCUGCCUGAGGAAGAGCGACCCCCAUUCAGCCUCAUUGCUGUCAUCCUGUCCAGUGAGUUCUGGCCAACCCUUAAGGAGGAGAAGCUGGAGCUCCCAGAACAGAUCAAAGAGGCAAUGGAGGCCUAUUCCAAGAGAUAUGAGAAGCUGAAGGCUAUGAGGACCCUAAGCUGGAAGCACCACCUAGGCCUGGUGACUCUAGACGUGGAGCUGGCUGAUCGUACCCUUUCCUUGUCAGUGUCUCCUGUACAUGCUGCUGUCCUCUUGCAUUUCCAGAGCAAAAGCAGCUGGUCCCUGGAGGAGCUGAGCGAGGUGCUAAAGGUGCCAGUGGCCUCCUUGCGGCGCAAGAUGGCUCUGUGGCUGCAGCAGGGGGUGCUGCGUGAAGAGCCCCCAGGCACCUUCUCGGUGAUAGAGGAAGAGCAGCCCAGGGACCGGGCAGACAAGGUAGUGCUGCUCGACAGCGACGAGGAAGGUGACUCAGCCAUGGCCUCACAGGCUGACCAAAAGGAAGAGGAGCUGCAGCUGUUCUGGACAUACAUCCAGGCCAUGCUGACCAACUUGGAGAGCUUGUCUCUGGAGCGCAUCCACAGCAUGCUUAAAAUGUUUGUCAUGACGGGCCCGGUGGUGACUGAGAUAGAUCUGCAGGAGUUGCAAGGAUUUUUGCAGAAGAAAGUUCGAGACCAACAACUUAUUUAUUCUGGGGGUGUCUACCGCCUUCCCAAGAGCUGCAGCUGACAAGAGGCAGGGCAAUCGAUUGCUUGGACCUCUUACCCCGAGAACUAUUGGCUCUCUCCGUUACUUCUGAUGACAUCAUGGUUCUUAGAUGAUGUUUGUAUGUUAUCCCCACCCCUGUCCCUUCUAAUUACAAUGCAGUUCAUUCACCCUUAUAAAGGAUGUUCAUAAUCUUUGACCACUGAUUAAUUGGGGAAAGGCUCUUAUUCUUAUAAAUUGGAAUCAGUUCCAAUUUAGCAAUCAGUUCUUUAUCUAUCUUGGAAAUGAGUCCUUUAUCAGAGAAACCUGUUAGGAAGUUGGGGUUUUUUUGUCCAUUUAACUGUCCUUCUAAUCUUAGCCAUAUUGCAUUUGUUUGUGCAAAAACUUGAAAAUUUUACAUAUUUCCCUCCAUCCCAUUCUUUUCUCUGCUCUCCACCCCUCUUUACAUAGAAAAAGAAGGGCAUUGAAUAGGUAUGUGUUCAGUAUUUAUGCUCUGGACUUAAUGCAAACAGCUUCCCCUUCCUGGCUGUUUUCUCUUCCCCUCACCCAGACCUAAAUGCACUUUUUUUUCCCUUUUAAACUCCGCUUCACAGUUUCUUCUCUGAACUUAGGGUUUGAGUUGCUUAUAAUCCUUCCCUUUGUUAUGUCUUUCUUGUUCUUCCCCUUCUCCCGAUCUCCUUCUAUUUCCCUGUUGAGUUGAAUGUAUUUGUUCAUCAAACUGUGUUUGUGUGUGUGUGUGUGUGUGUGUGUGUGUGUGUGUUUUCCACCCUUCUUCCACCAGUUUAAAUGUAAUUGAGGUUCAAAUUACUCUCAUUCUACCACCCCUUCCUUGUUUAUUUAUAGAUUAUAGACUUGUGUUCCCAGUUAGAUGAGAGAUUAAGUACCCCCUCAUCCUUCUCUUCCUUUUCUCUGUCCUUUCCUCCAUUUUCUUCUUUUAAGAAAAUAUAAUAAAAAGCACUGCCAGACCCUCCAUCCUAUUUGCCUCCCUCUAUUACUUCUGACAUUAUAGUUCUUAGGAGAUGUUUAUAUAUCAUUCCCACCCUACCUCCCUUCCCAUUAGAAUGCAAUUAGUUUAUCUUUACAAAGUCUUUUCUGAUUACUCACUGGUAUUUAUUAUCUGUUUAUGUUUUUCUUUUCCAAUUUCAAGGUUUCUACUUUGUUCUAGUAUCUUUAUCAGGAAUACUUGAAAGUUCAUUUCAUUAAAGAUCCUCUUUUUUUCAACCCCUUUUAAGAUUAUACUCAGUUUUGCUGGGUAAGUUAUUAUUGGUUUUAAACCUAUAUGUUUUAUGUAUGGGAAUAAUAUAUUCAGUGCUCUUCACUCCAUUAUAACGGUAGCUACUAAACUUGUGUGAUGCCGAUUAUGGUUUCUUAGUACUUGAAUUCUUUCUUUUUGAUAACUUGUAUUUUUUUUCUUUGACUUGGAAACUGAAUUUUGGACAUCAUCUUUUCAUUUUGGGAUUUCUUUCAUGAGAUGACUCACUGGAUUCUAUUUUUACUUUGCUCUUUGAUUCUGAGAGAUCUGGGCUAUUUUCUUUCAUGAUUUCUUAAAAUAUGUUAUCUAAGGAGGCAACUAGGUAGCGCAGUGGAUA
Molecule: messenger RNA, 4212 nt
Organism: Dromiciops gliroides (monito del monte)
Lineage: Eukaryota; Metazoa; Chordata; Mammalia; Microbiotheria; Microbiotheriidae
Gene: ANAPC2
Product: anaphase promoting complex subunit 2
Exons: 14
Coding region: 170-2647 (825 amino acids)
Biological process (GO): ubiquitin-dependent protein catabolic process
Cellular component (GO): anaphase-promoting complex
Molecular function (GO): ubiquitin protein ligase binding
Source: RefSeq, a predicted model, not a curated record